Molecule: messenger RNA, 1698 nt
Organism: Syzygium oleosum
Lineage: Eukaryota; Viridiplantae; Streptophyta; Magnoliopsida; Myrtales; Myrtaceae
Product: beta-amyrin 28-monooxygenase-like
Exons: 4
Coding region: 171-1595 (474 amino acids)
Biological process (GO): sterol metabolic process
Molecular function (GO): iron ion binding; oxidoreductase activity, acting on paired donors, with incorporation or reduction of molecular oxygen; monooxygenase activity
Source: RefSeq, a predicted model, not a curated record
CCUAUGGAAAAGAUAAACUUCAAUAAUUGCGGCAUCGAAAGGCGUGAAACAUGUGAAGUCCGCUCUCAUAUGCAAAGCCCCAACUUCACCGGUGCCGUCACCCGAUUGAAAUUUCUUCUCAAAAACAUUGCUCUCCCUUGUUCCUUAUUGAAGCAAAAUUUUGAGAAGCCAUGCAAGUUUUGACCCUAGUCCCGGUCUUGGCUCUCCUCCUCGCCCUCGCCUUCAUCAAAUUACUCAAACCCAAAACCGCCCGCCCAAACCUCCCGCCGGGGAGCUUCGGGUGGCCGGUCAUCGGCGAGAGCCUCGAGUUCCUCCGUUGCCAACGCGGCGGGCACCCGGAGAAGUUUGUCCGGGACCGGAUGAGCAGGUACAACUCCCCCGUCUUCAAGACCUCACUGCUGGGCGAGCGGAUGGCGGUCUUGUGCGGGCCGGCCGGCAACAAGUUCCUGUUCUCGAACGAGGGCAAGAAGGUGGCGCUGUGGUGGCCAAGCUCGGUCGGGAAGCUGAUGGGGAGGUGCCUCGUCUCCAAGGCCGGCGACGAGGCGAGGUUGGACAAGAAGAUGCUCAUGAGCUUCUUCAACCCGGAGGCGCUCAUGAGGAGCGUUGGGGUCAUCGAUGAGUUCACCAAGGACCAUCUCAGGACUCAGUGGGAAGGCAAAGAUCGGCUGGAGGCCUACUCCACCCUGAAGCAGCACACCUUCAGCCUCGCAUGCCGGCUGUUCAUGAGCAUCACAGACCCGCAGAUCGUCUCGAGGCUCGCCGACCACUUCCACGUGUUCCUCAGGGGAGUCGUCGGCCUCCCCCUUGACGUCCCCGGCACAAGCUUUUACCAGUCGAAGAAAGCGGCCAAUUCCAUCAGGAAGGAGCUCCGGGUGUUGGUGAAGUGGCGCCGGACAGAGCUGGAGAGGAAGACGGCGUCCCCUUCGCAAGACAUCAUGUCGCACCUGAUUGCAAAUGGGGAUGAGAACGGGAAGCUCAUGCCCGAGGCAGAGAUCAUAAACAACAUGUUGAACCUCCUAUUCGCUGGCCAUGAUACUUCCACUUCGACUCUAGUGUUGAUCAUCAAGUACCUGAGUGAGCUGCCUCAUGUACUGGAGAAGGUCAUUGCCGAGCAAAGGGAAAUCGCGGCAUCGAAGGCACGAGGAGAGCUUCUUCAGUGGGGGGAUUUGCAGAAGAUGAGAUACUCGUGGAAUGCCAUCUUGGAAGUCAUGAGGAUGACUGCGCCAAUAUAUGGUUCUUUCCGCAAGGCCCUGGUUGAUUUCACGUACGAAGGAUACACCAUUCCUAAAGGCUGGAAGUUACACUGGAGCGCAUGUUCAACACACACAGACCGGAACUACCACCCGAGAACGCUCACCUUUGAUGAAUCGAGAUUCGAGGGAUCGGGGCCUGCUCCGUAUACGUACGUCCCGUUCGGAGGCGGGCCAAGGAUGUGUUUGGGGCUCGAGUUUGCGAGGGCGGAGUUACUCGUGUUCUUCCACAAUCUCGUCAUUGGAUUUCACUGGAGUCUGGUCAAUCCCGACGAGAAAAUAAUCUACGACCCUAUGCCUAUACCAGUGAAAGGACUUCCCAUCCGUCUUCGACCUCGCGACUAGCUUCUUCUUUCUUCUAUAUUUGCUUCGUUUUCUGUCUUACUAUGAAGCUUGAACGCUUAGCAUCCCAAUUGUUGGAAAGUCCCUUUAAUGUUUGCGCAUCUUA